Molecule: messenger RNA, 981 nt
Organism: Episyrphus balteatus (marmalade hoverfly)
Lineage: Eukaryota; Metazoa; Arthropoda; Insecta; Diptera; Syrphidae
Gene: SrpRbeta
Product: signal recognition particle receptor subunit beta
Exons: 4
Coding region: 163-894 (243 amino acids)
Source: RefSeq, a predicted model, not a curated record
AACAUGCGUGUCAAAUCUCAACCACACGGCCACACGGAGUGCAGUCGUCAUUUCUUCUUGUCAGAUUAUUUUUUUUUUGUUUUGUUGGCUUGACACAAAAUAUAUUUUUAUUGUUUUCCAUACAACACAAGUUCGAAAUAAAAUCAAAAUUUAUAACUAAAAAUGGAUAGAAUAAAUGAAAAAUCAAAUGGAAAUGAUGCAAUUGAACAAGAAGCUGGCGAUAUAUCACAAAUUCUUAUUGCAUUAAUUGCUGGAUUGAUUAUUCUAGUCAUUUUCUUCAUCUACAAAAGUCGAUCGUCGUCCAGAAGACAUUUCAUUUUAACCGGGCUCUGUGAUUCGGGAAAAAGUGUCGUCUUCACACAACUUCUUUAUUCAAAAGUUCCUGAAACUUUCACCUCGAUUGCCGAGAAUGUAGGCACUUAUCAAGCCGGACGACUAUCAGCUCCUCUGGUUGAUAUCCCUGGCCAUGAGCGGGUACGUGACAAGUUCUUUGAUCAAUACAAAAACACUACAAAAGGAGUGAUUUUCCUUGUGGAUUCAGUUACCAUUCAAAAGGAUGUUAGAGAUGUUGCUGACUUUCUUUACACCAUUCUAUCUGACCCUGCCAUUAGUCCUUGUUCAAUUUUGAUCCUUUGCAAUAAACAAGAUGAGGAAAUGGCCAAGAGUGCUCAAGUCAUCAAGACACUAUUAGAAAAAGAAAUGAACACAGUAAGAAAGACUCGUACAAGCAAAUUGCAAUCUGUUGAUGAUUCGGAGAAUAAAGUUGUAUUCUUAGGCAAAGAAGGCAAAGAUUUUGAAUUCUCUCAUCUUAGUCAGAAUGUUCAAUUCUAUGAAGGUUCAGGCAAAAAUAAUGAUCUUGCAAAUCUUUCCGAUUGGAUUGAUCGAAUGUUGUGAGAAAAUGAUUCUCUUGGUUUACAAAUUUGUUGACAAAAUUCUGUAUUUCUCUCCUCACUAUUUUUUUUUUUUUAUAUCAGGGUGUAA